AUGUCUGACAAAGCUGACGUGGCUGAGAUUGAGAGAUUCAAUAAGCAGAAUUUGAAGAGGGUGGAGAUACAAAAGAAGAAUCCACUGCCUUCAAAAGAAACAAUUGAACUAGAGAGGCAAACAGAUGAAUCAUAA
Messenger RNA from Marmota flaviventris (yellow-bellied marmot), 135 nucleotides. RefSeq names its product thymosin beta-4-like. NCBI's taxonomy places the organism in Eukaryota, Metazoa, Chordata, Mammalia, Rodentia, Sciuridae. The record is from RefSeq and is a predicted model, not a curated record. Gene Ontology annotation, cellular component: cytoplasm. Gene Ontology annotation, molecular function: actin monomer binding. Gene Ontology annotation, biological process: regulation of cell migration; actin filament organization.